AUGUAUGCAUUCAAAGCUAACAUAACAGCAGCAUUUUACGUGGACUCGAUUUCAGGUAAUGAGCAAGGCGGUCCACAUUCUUGGCUUCCUGCUCAAAAGAGAAUGGCUGCAAUUGUACAAGCCUUCGUCAUCGAAGACGAGCUCAAGUCUGAUGCUUCUUUUGCUUUUCAAGAGGUCGCGCAAACUACCUCUCCUGUUUGUUCCGGGGACGAUCCCAGAACAACUCCGGACCACUUGGUCCUCGCCAUACCCACAAGCAUAAAGAUAGACCUUCAACCAAACGACUCACGAGCUUCUUCAAAACAAGCCUGGUCAUACCUGCAAUUUUCACAGAAUCUCGUUAAACAAGUCAGCGAAGUAAAAAGCUUGCAGAUUAAUAAAGAAAGACGAUCGAAUUCAGAUGAUGAAGAACGAGAAGAAGUUGCAUUUGACUUUAAUCGGCCAGAUCGACAGUUAUUUGCAUGGGACUUGGAGGGAGAAGAAUUAUUUCUGAAAUUGGGAAAGAGGAGUGUUGGGAGCGCCGUCGAAUUGCACUGUCUCUGA
Messenger RNA from Botrytis porri, 543 nucleotides. RefSeq lists its product as uncharacterized. The record is from RefSeq and is a predicted model, not a curated record. The transcript is spliced from 4 exons. Lineage: Eukaryota; Fungi; Ascomycota; Leotiomycetes; Helotiales; Sclerotiniaceae. Bases 1 to 543 code for a protein of 180 amino acids.